UCUCUCUUUCCCUUUACCUUUCCCUUCCUGGCAUUUGCCUUGCCUUAUUUAAAAAGUUAAAGCACAAGGUCCCGUGUCACUUAUUAUUUUCUUUCUUGCAUAUACAACACAAGUUUUCAAAGAAAACCCACCAACGGAUCCUGCAUUUGACGCGUAAAGUGAGAUUCUUUUUUAAUUUGAGGAUUGGAAAUGGCAACGGCAACGGCAACGGCUGCUGAGGUUUACGGUACACCGUCUGAUGAGGAGUUGCAUGUUCUUGCUGUUGAUGACAGUUAUGUUGAUCGUAAGGUUAUUGAAAGGUUGCUCAAGGUGUCGGCUUGUAAAGUCACGGCUGUGGAAAGUGGAAUAAGAGCUCUGCAAUAUCUGGGAUUGGAUGGAGGGAAGAGCUCGGUUGAUUUUGAUGCUCUGAAGGUGAAUCUGAUCAUGACUGAUUACUCUAUGCCUGGGAUGACUGGUUACGAACUGCUCAAAAAGAUCAAGGAAUCAUCAGCUUUCAGAGAAAUCCCAGUUGUGAUAAUGUCAUCUGAAAAUAUUCUGACUCGUAUUGACAGGUGUUUGGAAGAAGGUGCAGAGGAUUACAUAGUGAAGCCUGUAAAACUAUCUGAUGUUAGAAGGCUAAAAGAAUUCAUAAUUAAAGGGGAAUUAGAGGAAAAUUCCAAGACAAGACAUCAGAAGAGGAAGCAAAGGGAUGAGGAUCAGCCCUCAUCUUCAUCAUCAUCAUCAUCAUCAUCAUCAUCAUCCUCGCCAACAACUUCACUAUCAUUCUUGCAGUUGCCUGCUGGUGAUGAUGCAUCAUCUUCCGACCCACCAUCUUCUCCAUCAUCACCGCUUAGUCAGCCGGAGCUCCUACUGGGUAGUCCCUCCAAGCGGUCUAAAUUGCUUGACAGAGACUGAUAUGAGUGGCAAAGAUUUGCCGUUUAUUGUCUAUAAUCAGUAGUUUACUCACAACCCCCAAGUAGAAGAUUAGUUUUGUUUUAUUUAUGUGUGUAGUCUGGCCUACAUACAUGCUGACUUGAAAGUUUAAUUAGAACCAAAUAAAAAGGUGAAAAUUAUGUAAGAAAUGUAAAGAAAAUCUUCUUGUACGUUUUGUGGGAGAUGAAAACUUAAUUGAAAUCAGUGAAAUCCCAAAUGUGAGGGGAUAAAUUAAUUUAUCAUCCUUGGGUUCCUUAAUCUCGGUAUUUGGUACU
Messenger RNA from Pistacia vera, 1187 nucleotides. Its product is annotated as two-component response regulator ARR5-like. Lineage: Eukaryota; Viridiplantae; Streptophyta; Magnoliopsida; Sapindales; Anacardiaceae. Gene Ontology annotation, biological process: cytokinin-activated signaling pathway; phosphorelay signal transduction system. The record is from RefSeq and is a predicted model, not a curated record. The transcript has 6 exons. The coding region runs from base 190 to 894 and encodes 234 amino acids.